This is a messenger RNA of Myxocyprinus asiaticus (Chinese sucker), 3320 nucleotides long. It is a transcript of the gene eya2, whose product is annotated as EYA transcriptional coactivator and phosphatase 2. The transcript has 16 exons. NCBI's taxonomy places the organism in Eukaryota, Metazoa, Chordata, Actinopteri, Cypriniformes, Catostomidae. The coding region runs from base 448 to 1875 and encodes 475 amino acids. Gene Ontology annotation, cellular component: nucleus. The record is from RefSeq and is a predicted model, not a curated record. Gene Ontology annotation, molecular function: protein tyrosine phosphatase activity. Gene Ontology annotation, biological process: positive regulation of DNA repair; negative regulation of extrinsic apoptotic signaling pathway in absence of ligand; cell differentiation.
UCAGGUCGCUCAUUUAUUUCACGUUUCUUCACAUUAGUGCGCACUUUAGCACACACGCAGGGAGCAAGAACACAAACGCUACAGCUGACAGUGAAUGUAACCGCGCGCUCACAGCGGGCUACUUUUAAAAUUUUAAACUAAAGUUUGAAGUUUAAAGUCGCGUCGGAAUGCGUCAUUACUGUUACUGUAUCUGUUUGUCGGCGCUUUGAUCAACAGUGAAAUUAACGGGUCACUUCUCGAUUUAACAUCAUCACAGAGGAUGGAGCGGCAACUAUUCUGAACAGAAACCCGAUUUAUUUUUAAAUUGCUUUUCUUCAGAUAUGGAGAGCUGACAGCUGAAAGUGUAAAAGCAGAAGGUUAACAACAAUCAGCCGUCAGUCACAGGGGUCGCCACACGUAUACAUCAGGCAACAAGUUUAGGACACAUUAACUGUUCUCAGAACAGUCAUGGCUGCUUAUGGACAGGCGCAGUACAGUCCUGCAUUACAGCCGGCCGGCCCGUACACACCGUACACGCAUCACGCACAGAGCUACAGCAUGACAUCAUACAAUAUUAAAACAGAGGACGGUUUGAGUCAUUCACCUGGUCAAAGCAGUCUACUCGGCUACACGUCAAACUUCAGCGGCAGUCCACCCAGUCAAGCCCUGUACAGUUACUCACACGGCGGGAGCAUUUCUUCUGGAAUUUUCCAAGGUGCGAACGGCAUCACGGGCUCAACACCAUUUAGUCCCACACAACAGGACUUCUCAACUUAUUCUAGCUACAGCCAAAAUCAAUAUUCACCAUACUACAACACACACUACAACAGCCCAUACAUUACAACCAGCAAUAUCAUGCCAUCGGCCAUCACCACAGCGAUACCCUAUCAGCACACAGAGCAUCCGGCUGUAUCAACCAAUCACAGCCCAGAGUCCCACACAGGAGAGUACCACACUCCUACGAGUCCCCCAACUCCAGGAAAAGAGCAGGAAGGCGGUCCGGCUCGACGCAGCACAGAUGGAAAGUUGAGAGGCAGGAAGCGGGCGGGUGACCCCAUACCCCCUCUGGACUCUGACAUUGAGAGAGUGUUUAUCUGGGACCUUGAUGAAACCAUCAUCAUUUUCCACUCGUUGCUCACGGGAACAUUUUCCACACGAUUCGGCAAGGACUCUGCCAAGGCUGUUUCUCUGGGGCUUUGGAUGGAAGAGAUGAUCUUCAACUUGGCUGAUUCACGACUGUUUUUCAACGACCUGGAGGAAUGCGACCAAGUUCACAUCGAUGAUGUCGCCUCAGAUGACAAUGGCCAGGACUUGAGCACAUAUAACUUUGGCACGGACGGCUUCCAGACACCAGCAGGUGGUGGCACGCUCUGCUUGGGCUCGGGUGUUCAUGGUGGAGUCGACUGGAUGAGGAAACUCGCUUUUCGCUACCGACGCGUGAAAGAGAUCUACAACAUCUACAAGAACAAUGUAGGAGGUUUGUUGGGCAGUCCGAAGCGAGAAGAGUGGCUUCAGCUGAGGCGGGAAAUGGAAAUUCUGACAGACCUCUGGUUGACUCAAGCACUGAAGGCUCUCGCACUCAUCAACUCCAGACCAAACUGUGUAAAUGUGAUGGUCACCACCACACAACUGAUCCCAGCUCUCUCUAAAGUUCUGCUCUAUGGUCUUGGAGGAGCAUUUCCCAUCGAGAACAUCUACAGCGCCACCAAAACAGGUAAAGAGAGCUGCUUCGAGCGAGUGACUCAGAGGUUUGGUCGGCGAGCCGUGUAUGUGGUCAUAGGAGAUGGCGUAGAGGAGGAAACUGUGGCAAAGAAGAAGAACAUGCCGUUCUGGAGAGUAACGUGCAGAGCAGACCUGGAGGCGCUAAGUCAUGCACUUGAGCUGGAUUACCUCUAAAGGGAAGCGUCUGCUCGUCAACGCUCAAACCCGCUUGUCUCCUGCCGCGCCACAGGCAAGUACGGUCAACAGGAAUCACAUGACCAAGCCAAGAACCGCAGGACCAAUCAGCAGGGAACUGCAAUCUUACUGGAAAUGUUUGGAUCAAAUCAAUCCAAGAUAAACGUUUUUGUCUUUUUCUCGCGCUCCACCUGAGACUGAAGUCUCCAUUCUUUGAUUUACUUUUUUUCUGUACCACAUCACUGCACUGAAAACAAAGACACAUCUAAGAUUUGUUGUAAAGAGAUGUGUUGUAGAGCUUUGGCUGUGUUUGGAAUAGCAUACAAUUACUGUUUCUUCAGGAUGCAUGUGUAUUGUUUGGACUGGCACAAAUUCAGACAUUUGUACUCAAUUAGAUGGAAAAUGCAAAAUAAUUAUUUUAAUGUCCGAGAUGAUAACUGGACGCCACUCAUACAUGUGACAACAGUGUAGCAUACUACUGUCUGAAAUGUUUAUUGUUGCAUAUUGAGGAACUUUCACUUCAACUUUUUUUUUUUUUUUUUUUUUACAAAAUUAAGCAGUGCACAGGAAGUAGUUCUGUAUGUUAGUAUUCUUUUCUGAACAUUGACAUAGUAAUAUCAAAAACACUGUGUAUACUACCACCAAAAGAUAAACAGGAGUGAAGAUUUGAACAUAAAAUAAGUUCAAGUGUAUGUUUGUUAUUCAGUGAGUUUCAGGUUUCUUAAAUUGUGAAAUAUAAGUAAUUUCACACACACACACACACACACACACACACACACACACACACACACACACAAAAUGGGAAUAUGUGGGAAUAAUGAACAUAUCCAUUAGUGAAGACAUUAAGCGGAUACGUUUAUGUAAUUGAAAAUUCUUCCAACUGAUUUUUUCUUUCAGUAUAAAAUUAGACCAAAUUGAUCCAGUUUUGUAUCGUCAAUAAACAUUUAUUCAUGUUUACUGAUUUAAAGUGAAUAAAAAUGAAGAUAUGUUCUAUUGUAUUCAAAUUGUAGAAAGACUAACCCCACACCUUGUUUAUACAAGUACAAAGUACUGUAAAUUCACCUAUUUUAUUGCAAAGAUAAAAACUCGGAUGUGUUUAAAAAUGAACUAACCCUGAAAUUCACCAAAGUAGCAAAUUAUAACGCUGUUGGUACUAAAGGAAUAGCAUUUUAUUAAAUUAUAAAUGUCAAUGUCUCAUGUCUAUUAACUGUCCUCAGUUGUCUGAUAAGGGCCUGGAACACCAUGUGGCUUGUUACUGGAUGUAUAUUUGAUUUGCAUUUCUUUUUUAACUUUGCUGGAGUUUAUAUAUAUCGCUUAUAUAUACCAGCCUGAUCGUUCUAUGACUCGCAUGUGCUCUUCUCACAAUUUGUUCUCUUUGAUUUGUAUAUAAGGUUUUAUUGUUGUUUCUGGGCUUAUUAUAACAGAAUAAAGAUAAAUUAAUUUCA